CACUCCCCCGCCCCCCACCCCAGUCUGCGUGGAAGGAGCAGCAGAAGCAGCACUCGUAAAGCAGACGGAGGAUCCGGCAUCAGGAGCAGGCGGGGGGAGAAGAGAUCGUCUGGACAGCCCGAGACGAUCAUUCCUGCACCGGGAACCGGGAACCGUCCCGCACACCGGCCCCGCUGAACCGGAGCAGGGAGACCAUCUUCCCCGCGACAGAUACUACCUCGGCUUCAUCGGACAGGUGGGGUGGGGGAAAAAGCGGCCUGGCUAUAGUGCUGCAGUCGCUGUCGUCGUCAAGGAAACCAGGAGCCCGGUCCCGUCGCCAUGGGGAAGCAGAACAGCAAGCUGCGGCCCGAGAUGCUUCAGGACCUGCGGGAGAACACCGAGUUCUCCGACCACGAGCUGCAGGAGUGGUACAAGGGCUUCUUGAAGGACUGCCCCAGCGGCACCCUGAACGUGGAGGAGUUCAAGAAGAUCUACGCCAACUUCUUCCCCUACGGCGACGCCUCCAAGUUCGCGGAGCACGUCUUCCGAACGUUUGACACCAACGCCGACGGGACGAUAGACUUCCGGGAGUUCAUCAUCGCCCUGAGCGUGACGUCCCGGGGAAAGCUGGAGCAGAAGCUGAAGUGGGCCUUCAGCAUGUACGACCUGGACGGAAACGGGUACAUCAGCCGCGAUGAGAUGCUGGAGAUCGUGCAGGCCAUCUACAAGAUGGUGUCGUCCGUGAUGAAGAUGCCAGAGGACGAAUCCACGCCGGAGAAGAGGACGGACAAGAUCUUCAGACAAAUGGACCUCAACAACGACGGCAAAUUGUCCCUGGAGGAGUUCAUCAAAGGUGCCAAAAGCGACCCCUCCAUUGUCCGGCUACUCCAGUGCGACCCCAGCUCGGCCUCCCAGUUCUGAAGCCCCCCCCCCCCCCCACCUCCUUGCUACGACCCUUUCCCCCUCACCCUCUCUGUUGCUUUUGAAUCACUCAAAUCAACGCAUGAUGGUUCUCGUCUCUCGUAUCGAUUUUUCUUUUGUCCGUUUUGUGUGCGACGAUGGAGGAGGGAUUUUAAGGAGCAUAAGAAAAGCCGUCACUAUCAUUUCGCUUUUAUUUAUUUUGUUACAUUUGGAAAAACUGAAGGGACAUUUAAGGAUAAGGCGUCGGUGGCCUCCGCUAACGUUCCCGCGUAUCUCUCCCUCUCUCCCUGUGGAACGAUGGAUUUCCAAGGAGCUCGUGACAAAGUGUGGAUUUUUUCGUCCUCCGACACGCAUGUACAUGGUGUAUAUAUAUAUACUGUAUGUCCCUAUAUGUCACAAGGUGAAGGUCUCCUUCAUGUACGGCUCACGCUCUCUGGCAUUGAAAAGGCAGUAUUAUGUAGCACAGCUUUCCUAGUCUGAUCAGAGUGGUCGGGGAGGAUAGUCGGGAUUUUACUGCUAUAUGAUCUUUUGCUGAAAAAAAAAAGGCCUAAAAUCCCCAUCUGCUUUUUAUUGAUAUCUACUCGCAUUUUUGUUAUUUGUUUUUUAAAAACGAGAUGUUAUUCUUUCUUUAAUUUGUACAUAUUGUUUUCUUUCAUCAAGCGGUUUCAUUUAUUCAUUUUUACUUGUAAUAUUGUGCUUUUAAUUUGAUACGUUAUUCCGGUUCACAGUGAUCGGGAGAGAAGGCGUGAGAUGUGCUGGAUCCUUUUGGGGAGUGGAGGAUCCGCUUAGGCAUCACGAGGGGAACCCCAUUACGCUUUUUUUGAUCAACACCAGUAGCACACGCGGUCCGCCGCCGCCCCGCCGCGUGUUUGUAAAGUCCGGGCUGCGCGCAUUCGGUAGUGAAUGUAACGCGUGCACGUGAACAUGCACUGUGAGUAUUUAGAGGUCCUUCAACAAUCAGAGCGGCCAACGUCUGAGAUCCUGCAUGAUCCUACGGGCCCACGACUCGCACAGGGAUAGCUAACGCACAUCGCCAUAUUUUUAACGCGGCGCAGUAUUUGUCUUGCUUUGGCACUAACCCCCCCACCCCCCAACCCACCAACCCACCAAACCCCCCAACCUCUGACCGACAGGGAACUCACCAAGGGCUCGUUCAUCACUCUCCAGCUGAACGCUUCAAUUACCUCCUGGAUUAGCAGCUAGAUGAAGGGACUUGUUCCACGAGACAGGAUGCACCGGCGUUCCCAUCGGAGUUCUUAAGGUGUCCACGGCGCCAGUGGCCGCGUUCGCGUUGGGUUCGUUGAGGGGAGCGGAAAACGCGUCGACGGGCCGGGAACCCGGUCGGUCGCCCCCCGACGCGAAGAGGAGAUGCAACUUCAAAAAGGGUCCAGAGCUGGACACCACGCAGGCUUCAGGGAGUACCGGCUCCACCCACACCACCCACAAGGCCCUCAUCGGCUGGGCCCUACUGACAUCUUCUGUUUAUUGAGCUCAGGCAUGUAAUAACUAUAGUUCCUAUUAGUUUGAUAGAUCAUUGAAAAGAUCAUUGCAUAAAACAUAGCGUAUUGUUAUCGAUUUAACUGCCACAAAGUAUAUGAAACUUGUACAAAAGGUUUUCCUUUUGAAGGAGCUUCAUUUAAAUGCAGACUGAUAAAAUGAUUCCAGGUGGUUGAGCAUCUGUAUCAUCAAAGGUUUAGACGGACUUUGCACUAUACAUUUUGAGACAAACAGUAACUGGGUGGGAUUUGUCCCUUUAGCGUAUUCCCUGGAUUUCACAAACAAACAUAUGAUUUGUUUAACAGCCCAACAUUUCACUGGCUCACAAACCAAACUAGCGCAGCAGGAGGGGCAAAGUGAGCUUCCAGUGCUGCCGCAUCCACACGUUGGGCCGGACCUCGGAGGGUAACAAACCCGGGAGCAUCUUCUUUGGGAUCCUGAAGUGUCAGUGACCCCACCUGGCAGGAUGAGGAAGUCCAGUUUAGCCCUUUUCUCUCUCGUCACUGCUCCUAAAGAACUGACACCUUGCGUUUGAUAACUAGCCCGCCUUCUUUGGUUCUUCCUUACUAACCUACCUUUCCUUCCUUCCUAUUUUUUUCUGUUGCAUGGAAACCUCUUGUGAGGAUUGUCAUGUUUGUUCCAAUGGAUCUGAAAUUGAUAUAUUGAAAUAUACUUAUGUGUUUCAAAGCUG
Molecule: messenger RNA, 3088 nt
Organism: Pungitius pungitius (ninespine stickleback)
Lineage: Eukaryota; Metazoa; Chordata; Actinopteri; Perciformes; Gasterosteidae
Product: hippocalcin-like protein 1
Exons: 5
Coding region: 319-900 (193 amino acids)
Molecular function (GO): calcium ion binding
Source: RefSeq, a predicted model, not a curated record